This is a messenger RNA of Oncorhynchus kisutch (coho salmon), 2100 nucleotides long. Its product is annotated as 14-3-3 protein epsilon. The transcript is spliced from 7 exons. The coding region runs from base 160 to 882 and encodes 240 amino acids. The record is from RefSeq and is a predicted model, not a curated record. NCBI's taxonomy places the organism in Eukaryota, Metazoa, Chordata, Actinopteri, Salmoniformes, Salmonidae.
GUGUCCCGGAUGGAGUUCCGACGCCAUCUUUACACCAGUGCUGCUUCUACCGGUAGCUAGAGAGUGGGGACGCUGCAGUUGCUCCACUAAGAACCGCCGACUGAGACAGACAUACAGAAGUUCGAUCCGCUCUCCAUCGACAGUCCGACCCUGAACACCAUGGCAGAUCGAGAGCAUUUAGUAUACCAGGCCAAACUCGCCGAACAAGCUGAGAGAUACGACGAAAUGGUGGAGUCCAUGAAGAACGUGGCGGGCAUGGACGUGGAGCUGACGGUGGAGGAGCGGAAUCUGCUGUCGGUGGCUUACAAGAACGUGAUCGGAGCCAGAAGAGCGUCCUGGAGGAUAAUCAGCAGCCUUGAACAGAAGGAGGAGAACAAAGGAGGCGAAGACAAACUGAAGAUGAUCCGGGAAUACAGGCAAACGGUGGAGACUGAGCUGAAAUCAAUCUGUAAUGACAUUCUGGAUGUACUGGACAAGCACCUCAUUCCAGCAGCAAACACUGGAGAAUCGAAGGUUUUCUACUACAAAAUGAAGGGAGACUACCACAGGUACCUGGCAGAGUUUGCCACGGGCAACGACCGAAAGGAGGCGGCAGAGAACAGCUUGGUUGCGUACAAAGCUGCAAGCGACAUCGCCAUGAUCGAACUCCCACCGACACACCCUAUCCGUCUGGGACUGGCGCUCAACUUCUCCGUAUUUUAUUAUGAAAUCCUCAAUUCCCCCGAUCGCGCAUGCAGGUUGGCGAAGGCGGCAUUUGACGAUGCCAUUGCAGAACUGGACACGUUGAGCGAGGAGAGCUACAAGGACUCCACACUCAUCAUGCAGUUGCUACGCGACAACCUGACACUAUGGACUUCAGAUAUGCAGGGAGACGAUUCUUAAGGACAACGCCCCUCCCCCACUCCAUUCCCUCGAUAGAACUGUAUUUUGUGAAGAACAGAAUAAAGAAGUGCUGCAAGAUGUGGAGGAUGAGACCCAGUGAGACUUCACGGCCAAUACGAGACACCCCUUCCCUCCGCCUGCUAGCCCCAGUUCCAACUAUGGUGUCAGUGAGAGCUCCCAAACUCGGCUUUUACGCCGAUGCCAACUCGCUCUUUUACCCCUUUUCUUGUUCACUAUCACUCUUUAUCUGUCUGUCAGUUCUUCUGGUUUACCUUUUAUAAAAAAAUAAAGAUAAAAAUCGCCCAUUUCAUUGGAAAUAAUAACUUCUGCAUUUAAACACAAGAGAAAAUAUAAAAGCUGAAGCUUCGAGCUGUUCCUGGGUGUUACUAUAUAUAUAAAUAUAUUAGUAAAACCCCUGUUGCAAGCCUGGCCAUGUAAGGGUCACGUCAUUUAUUGUCACUUUUUUUUUGUUUUCAUUUUUGCUGUGUCAUCAGUUGCCAAGUGUGCUUGCCUGCGGUCGUCAACGUUCACGCGCUCGCUGACUUUAUUUUUAAAACACAAAAGUUUGCUGUAACUUUUUCUAGAACUGAUUGAUGUCUUCGUGCUACUUUACUCUAGUCGUCUAAGCCUUUGGUCGCAAAUUAGGGAUGGUGGCGGCUUUUGACUGUUUUUAAAAGGGACAUGAACCUUUUUAGAAGGAACGAAGUGCCCUUUGUGUUUCUCCUCUCUCAUUGCCAGACUCUUAUCAAUGACGAUAGCAGAACUUCCCCCGAGCAUCUCUUUCUUUGCGAUCACCACUCGGGUCCGAGGCAGGGACCACGCAUUGUUGUGCAGUCUGUAGCGCUGCUUUUGUACUGGUUGCUGACAUAUAGAGACGAUGGCUUGUAGCAGUGUAAAAAAACAAAAACAAGGAGCGUGAAGUUUCUCCAUCUCUCUUAUGUGAGGUAAAGCAGGUUUGCAUUGGCACCGUAAAAAAACUUUGUUUAAAAAAAUAAACCUGCUUAUGUUAUCUUGUAUUGCCCCUCUGUUCCAGAAUGUUCUCUUUCUCCCUCUGUCCUGCCCCCUUAUUUUCUCUCUUCUGUUCAGUAUGUGUAGCUUGAAUCUGAUUUGUACUACUGGAUAUUCUGACUGGACCCACACUGUCUGUCUUCUUACUGAAACACAGCAUGGAAAUUAACAUUUAAACUUCAAAUUAAAAAAAAGAAACUUACAUUAAAA